Molecule: messenger RNA, 6409 nt
Organism: Drosophila subobscura
Lineage: Eukaryota; Metazoa; Arthropoda; Insecta; Diptera; Drosophilidae
Gene: Pcf11
Exons: 13
Coding region: 233-6169 (1978 amino acids)
Biological process (GO): termination of RNA polymerase II transcription
Cellular component (GO): cytoplasm; mRNA cleavage factor complex
Molecular function (GO): mRNA binding; RNA polymerase II complex binding
Source: RefSeq, a predicted model, not a curated record
CACACUCAUCCCUAACACCAACAUCGCAGUUUGUUACGUGAAAAUUUUCAACGCUAGUUUUUGUUAUUUAAAAGUGAUUUAAUAUAAUUUUCAAUUCAUGAAAGUGUCUUUAACUGAUUGUACAAAUGUAUUAACAAGAAAAGCGUUAUCCAUAGCAACUGCGUGUUUCUUCUAAGCAUUAAUUUGAUCAAUAGCCAGAUCGAGGAUUGGCACCUAGGGAAGAACGGCAAAGAUGGAUCAAUUAUUUCAAUCCUACCGGGAUGAUGAGCGGCGUAUUGGUGAGGAGUAUCUGUCGAGUCUACAGGACUUGAACUGCAAUAGCAAACCGCUCAUCAACAUGCUCACAAUGCUGGCUGAGGAGAACAUCAACUAUGCCCACGUCAUAGUCCGCGUGGUGGAAUACUACAUCAGCCAGGUGCCGCCCGAGUUUAAAUUGCCCAUACUAUAUUUAAUUGAUUCGAUAAUUAAGAAUGUGAAAAGCAGCUACGUACAGUUGUUUGCGCAAUGUAUAGUCAACAUAUUCCUCAACGCGUUUGAAUCGGUCCAGCAUUCCCAGUCGCAGUUGCUGGAGAAGGUGCGCGAACGAAUGUACGCCCUGCGACAGACCUGGAACGAGGUAUUUCCGCCCUCAAAGAUGUAUGCCCUAGACGUGAAGGUGAAGCGUCUGGAUAAUAACUGGCCCAUUACGGCCAAGAAUCCCACUAACAAAAUACAUGUUAAUCCCGCCAUUCAUGUUAAUCCGGACUUUCUGAAAACGGGUAUGGUCCCUGGGAUGCCAGCUGCUACAGUUGCCACACUGUCCAGCGACAUGGAGGAGAUCCUUCAGGCCAAGACCCGCGAGCUUCUGGAGCUCAAGAAGCGCAAACUGGAGCUUGAGCUGGAGCAAACCAAAAAGCAUUUAGAGGAGCAGGAGCGUCAGCUGAACCAGGCGACCGAUGCCAUUGCUGUCGCACCCAUUGUCGCUAUGCCAGCGCCACCUGCUGCUGUUGCUGCUCAACGUCCACCCAUUAUGGAUUCAGCUAUCCGAAGUUCUAGAACCCCUGGGAUUCCUGCGAUACCAAAUACGCCAGCUGCACAACAGCCAUUUGCCGCAAAGCCAAGGGUUACUCCGGUCAAUCCGGCUCUACUAAACUCUGUGCGACAUCGUGACCCCCGUUUGGCACGACAGAUGCAAUCACAGUCACCUCAUCAGGACGCUGCUUCCUCACGCUCGUCCGAUCCCCGUCUGGAAGGCAAAUCCUCAUCUUCACAGAAAUCUAGUCGAUCGCGCAGCAAGUCACCGUCACGCAACAGCAACAGUCGUUCGACCAAGAGCAACAAUGGCAACAGCUCCCAUCCAAACAGCUCAUCGAAUCGCAAACGCAGCGAGUCGAAGAGCUCAACAUCCUCUUCGGGCUCCGAUGUACGACACAAAAGCGGCGUUGGCGGUGGCAGCAGCUCCACACUAUCGCCUGGCAAACGUUCAUCUAAACAAUCCGCAAAGGAGCAUUCCGAGCGAUAUGACCGCAAUGGAUCACCGUCAAAUUCGAAGCGUAAGAGCACCUCUCCAACCUCCUCGCCAUCAAAGUCAAAGCGCAAUGCGUCACACAAAUCGUCAUCGUCCAUGCGAGGAAAGUCGUCUUCGACUCGAUCCCGCAGCCGUUCGCCGAUCUUCAUGGACGUGGACCUGCGCAGUGGUGGUCGAAAAUCUCCUGAACAGAAAUCUACCACUCCAGCGGCGGCAUCUCAAGUGGCAUCAGCACCAUCAUCAACAUCAGCAUUAGCACCGGCGGCGGCGGCGGUAGCGGCAAAAGUGACAGUCAUCACGAAUGAUUUAGAGAAACGCCCUCCAGCUCCUGCAGCUCCAAGUCCACCCAUUAUGGUGGCAUCCAGUAUGGACAUUGACUUGAGGCGGCCCCAGACGCCGCCUCCUCCAUCGUUCUCCAGCGCCAGCACCAGCAACACCAACACGACUACCCCAUUCACAUCCAAAUCCAACAGCAACAGCAUCAGCAUCAGCAGCACAACAAAAAUUGCUAGUAGCGCCUCCAACGCAUCAUCGCCAUCAUCUACUAGUACUACGUCUUCUUCAAAAUUGCCCGCAAAAGUGUCGUUCAAAAUACAAAAACAGUUUAAUAAAUUAGAUAAAUCUACAGCGAAUUUAUCAACAGCAUUACUGCUAAGCCCAUCUACAUCAGCCGCCGCAUCUGCACCGCUGGUCAAUCAGGGUAAUGUAUCGGAGGCACUGCAGAAAUCCAUCAGCAAGUUGCUGCAGGUCCAAGGUGCCACCGGGGAGAAGCGUCCCGCAGAUUCGAUGCCCCCAGAGAUCGACGAGGAGGGACAGCCGCCGCAGCAGAAACGCAGCAAGUCAACUAAACUGGACGCUCUCUUUGGCAGUGAGGAUGUUGAUCUGCGGCGCGAGAUUCCCGCUGUGGUAAAGCCUGGAAGUGUUAACGCAGUCAUCGUCGUGGAAGAUGACUCAAUGGACAACUGCGACGUGGAAAAGCCAACAUUCAGUGAGCUGCGCGCCAAGCUAGCUAAAUCUGCCCGUCAUCAGAAGCCAUCCGGGAAGGCCGACAAAGCCAGAGAUCAGUCUGUGGUGCAGCGCAUCAAGCAGCUGGCCGAGCUUAAGGCCAACGAUGAUUCGCAGGAGGCGCACGACGAGAAGAUGCGCACGAUCCUCAGCCAGGCGCAUGAGAUGUUCGAGAACCACAAUAUGAACGAGGACCAGUACAAGGACCUCGUACAGAAGGUUGUGGCCAUUAACGAGAACAGCAAGCUGAACAGCAAGGAGUCCCGGCGCCGUCCCGAUGGUGCCGAAGUGGAGCGCAAUGCAGCCCGAGAUGCUGUUCUACGCAAGCGGAUACCGAAGCUUAAGAGCAACGAGAAUCUUGCCACUGGCUCCCCACGCAGCGAUGGUUCUCCCAGAUACGAGGAUCAGGCAACGCAGGGAUCGACGUCACCCGGGAAGCCGCCGCAAAACAAACGGGAGAAGUCCAAGCGAGAGAACAAGAGACGAAAGCCCAGCAAAUGGGGUGAACAGGUGGAUCCGGCGGCUGCUCAAAGAGCCGCCUGGCAGCUGGCCAAUGUCAAUAACAACAACAACAAUAACAACAACAAGAGAGGUGGUGGUUCGAUGCCUGUUGUGCCAGCCGGGUUCCGUGGAAUGCCCUGGCAACAGCCGCCAGCGAUUGUGAUGCCUCAAACUGUCGUACCGCCACCCCCGCAGCCACCCUCGAUGUUGGGUCUGCCACCAGUGCCGCCCGUAACAAUGACCAAGGCCAUCAACUCACUGGACAACCCCAUGGCGGAUGUGGUGCGCAGCAUUACCAUUGAUGGCGGGUCGAAGGAGAUUCGGUUCUACAACCAGGUGGCCAUCAUCUUUAUGGAUGGCGACGAGCCGCACGAGAUUGGCUUCCAGCAUGGCCAGCGCGUGAUCCUGAUCGACCACAACGAGCCACUGCCGCUGAGCUUCAACGACGACUACAAGCCGAUCCAGCUGGAUGGCGCCCUGCAUCGCAUUCGCUUUGGCUUCCCCUCCCGCGAGCUCUACAUCGACGAUCAUUGGUAUGAGAUUUACUUUGGAGGACCGCCAGUCUCUCUGCCCAUUGGCAACAGCCUGCACGUGCUCAAGGCGGAGGGUCCUCCGCCCAAUGUGGACAUUGGCAGGGUGCGUCGCGACCUGGUGGUUGGCAAAAUAAACAUGAUUGUGGACGCGCACACCAUUGUGCCUCUCUUCCUGGAUGCCAGACAGCAGACCUUCCAGCUAGGAGCCGAACAGCAUUCCAUUCAGUUUGUGGAUAGCUUCCAGUACGCUCUCCUCGAUGGCCAGCUCCAGAAGAUCGAAUAUGGCGGCCUGCCCAAGGGCAUGAAGCUUAAUGGCGGACGCAGCUGCUUCAUUCGCUUCGGGACGCUGCCAAAAGGAGUUGUGGCCGGCAAGACGCACGUGGCUGAUAUGGUCUACAUCAAGACAGAAGCCCCCGCUGAGCCACCCCAGCCUCCACCGAUGAUUGUCCAGCCCCUGCCCGUGUUGGAGCAGCCAAAGGCAGCAGCACCAGCCGUCUCCCUGCCAGCUGCAUCCGCUGCUCUUGGCAAUCUGAAUAUCAAUGACUUGUUCCAAAAGCUAGUCUCGUCUGGAAUAAUUGGUGGCGCCGCCAACUCUUCUAUUCCGGGCAUAUCGGGUGCCGACUCAGGCUCCACCAAAGAAGCUCCUGCAGCUGCAGCUGCAGCUCCAGUGGAAGCCCAAAAAACAGCCGCCGCACCGGUGUACACCUCGCCGCCCACGGAGCCCAUUAAACGCAUCAAUCUGCAGAGGCCAGAGACUAUCAAGACCAGACAGUCGGCCGUGGUGGCCACGCUCUACCUGGGAAUGCAGUGCAGCAGCUGCGGUGUGCGUUUCCCGCCCGAGCAGACCAUCAAGUACAGCCAGCACCUUGACUGGCACUUCCGUCAGAACCGACGGGAGCGUGACUCGACCCGCAAGGCGAUCUCCCGGCGCUGGUACUAUGACCUGAACGACUGGCGGCAGUACGAAGAGAUCGAGGAUGCGGAAGAGCGUGAGAAGAACUUCCUGGAGACACAGGGCCAGUCGGGCGGACCCGAUGCAAUCGAUGAUCUCUCCCAGCAACGAUCGCUGGACUCGCCAGUGCCCACCUGCGCAGCCGGUAACGAUGAUGUGGACCGCUCGUGCGACAUGUGCCACGAGAAGUUCGAGCAGUUCUACAACGAGGAGCUGGAGGAAUGGCACCUGCGCAGUGCCAUUCGCGUCGAGGAUAAGAUCUACCAUCCAUUGUGCUACGAGGACUACAAGGCCUCGUUGAACCCUCCAGCACCAGCUAAGGCCGAGCAGACCGACGCCAAAGAUGUGGACAUGAACAACACGGACGACAAUGCAAUGGACACGAUACUUAAGCUGGAGGAUGAGGAUAAGUCAGAUGACACGAGCAAGCCGUCGCAGAACCUGUUCGAUGAUGACGAUGAUGAUGUCAUUGUGUUGCCCAACGAGGAGCCCAGCGUCACGGAAAUCGACGACGAUGAAGAUGAGUAUGUCCCGGCUAAUGUGACGCGUGCCGAAAUGGGUGUCGAGGCCGAGGACAAGGACAAGAUGGAUCAGAGCUCUGGCUGCGAGGAGGAUGGGGAGAAGCAGAAGAGCAGCCAGCAGCCACAGAAUGAAUCAGCCAACGAGUCCGAUGUGGAGAUCCAAGAGCCGAACAUUCCCUUCACCGAUCUGGACACGUAUGUGGAGAAGGAGAUGGAUGAGGAGACGCGCUUGGCCCUGCUGAAUGUAAAGAUCAAAGAGGAGCCCAAGGACGAGUACGAGGAGGAUGAAGACGAUGGCUUCGAAGAUGUGGGAACGGUAGUGCCACUGCUGCCGUUGCCCGAGGAUGAGAUAUCCAUCAAUAGCAGCGAAACACAAACCCAAACGAUUGGGUCCUCCCCAUCGCCGGCCACCGUGGAGCGACCAGCAUCGGUGGCCUCUCUCUCUCUUCCUGCCAACGACGAUGAGCUGGAGGCCGCCGACUCGGUGGCGACGGUGGCCAGCGCGGAAACAGAACUGAAUGGAGAGCCGCAAGAGUCGAUGCAUAACCUGAGCGCAGCGGGACCGGCACCGGCGUUACCUUUGGCUAGCUUAGUUAAUAGAAUAAAAAUAAAUAUCACUAAGAAUUCAAGUAGUAAUAGUCAUAAUAGUGCCUCCAACGCCUCAUCGACGCCGGCAGCAACAGCAGCAACGAUGGGAUCGGGAGCGGAUACGCAAGUCUCGGCAAUCAGUGUCAUUGGCGGAUCCGGAAACUGCAGUUCUGCGGAGACCUCGCAGCAGGUGAACGCAAUUCAAACCAUUUCCACCAUUCCAGUUCUCUGCGGCGGUAACACAUUCGUGCCCAAGAUUGCCACCAGUGCUCCAGCCAAUAUCAGCUCCAUCUCAGUCAUUGGCAGCAGCUACGGCAACAUCAGCAGCAGCAGCAACAGUCGCAGCACCAACACAAUAGCCACCACAAUGGCACCGAGUUCGGCAACAGUCUCGGCGGGGGUUGCCGUCGUUGCCCAGAAACCAGCAACACCUCCGCCUGCUGUGGAUGCCGAUCCGGAGCCGGUGGUUGAACUGAAGCCAGCGUUACGGAAUGUGACGCUCAAACGAACGAAAAAGGUGCAAAAUGGCACCGAAACCUCGGGUCUCUGCUCGAUCAUGUAACGCGGCAGAGAGAGAACACAGAUAUUCCUAUUUAAUUUUUUUGCAAUUAUUUUUACACGUUACUUAGUUUUAGCAAGAUAAUUAUGCAAACGUUCUCCAUCGCGGAGCGUUAUUUGUUCUUUGUAGGUACCCAUUACGCACUAGGGGCCGAGCGCUCCUCCCACCGGGAGCCUCUAGCCAAUACACAUUCGUCUUCAUCGUUCAUUACGGAAGCAAACCCUUGGCAAAAUUUAAUAAAAA